AUGACGACAUUUACCACCCGCGACGCGACCAGGUGCAUCCUACUAGCCACUGCGCGGGACGCCGAGCAGUGGGGUCACCGCGCCAUCUACCAACUUGAAUCCGGGGAAUACCUCGCAAACAAAGUAUUAGGGACGUCCUCGUAA
Molecule: messenger RNA, 144 nt
Organism: Pyrenophora tritici-repentis Pt-1C-BFP
Lineage: Eukaryota; Fungi; Ascomycota; Dothideomycetes; Pleosporales; Pleosporaceae
Source: RefSeq, a predicted model, not a curated record